AUGACAACCUACUCCUCCAGCCCAGUGGCCACCUUCCUCUUCCCCACCGCCUUCGUCCUCUUCACCCUCCUCAUCGCCUCCACCGAAGCCCUCGCCCUCAUCCUCAAGCCCCUGAGCGGCCUCAUCGUCCAGUCCGUCGUCUACUGGGCCAUAGCCCUCGCCGUCUGGAGCGAGCCCAACGAUGAGACGAUGGUCAAGGCCUUCCUGUUCCUCGCCAUGCUCUCCUUCCUGCUCAUGCAGGUGCGCAGCAAGCGCGUGCCCCAGCCCUUCAUCCGCGCCGUGCUGGGCCUCGUGUCCCUGGCCGUGAUUGCCCAUGACUGCACGAUCGGGUUCCUCGGGACGCAGGCCGUCAUGUUGAGGGUCAUGAUGCUCCUGCUGCGAGCGAGGAACGUCCAUGCCGUCAUGGGGCGUAGCAGGGCCGUGCAGUUCUUUGCGAGCUGA
Messenger RNA from Verticillium alfalfae VaMs.102, 441 nucleotides. RefSeq lists its product with no specific name. Lineage: Eukaryota; Fungi; Ascomycota; Sordariomycetes; Glomerellales; Plectosphaerellaceae. The record is from RefSeq and is a predicted model, not a curated record. The coding region runs from base 1 to 441 and encodes 146 amino acids. The transcript has a single exon.